Messenger RNA from Gasterosteus aculeatus aculeatus (three-spined stickleback), 1992 nucleotides. RefSeq names its product cysteine-rich protein 2 (gene crip2). NCBI's taxonomy places the organism in Eukaryota, Metazoa, Chordata, Actinopteri, Perciformes, Gasterosteidae. The record is from RefSeq and is a predicted model, not a curated record.
GGCUCGUGUAAGCGGAGCGGGGACACUUGCUGCGGACACAAGAGACAGAGACAGGAGACGCCGCUUCGGACCGACGAAACAGAUCACUUUCGCUCGACCCACAACACCGCAACAUGUCUUCAAAGUGCCCCAAGUGUGACAAGACGGUGUAUUUCGCUGAAAAGGUGUCAUCGCUGGGGAAGGACUGGCACAAGCUGUGUCUGAAGUGCGACCGCUGCAACAAGCUCCUGAACGCCGGAGGCCACGCUGAGCACGAUGGACGACCCUACUGCCACAAACCGUGCUAUGCUGCCCUCUUUGGGCCGAAAGGCGUGAACAUCGGUGGCGCCGGCUCUUACGUGUACGACGCUCCAGCCAACAACAACGCGUCUCCCACCAGUGUGGAUUCGGUCCCCAAAGCGGAGGAGAAGCGAGUGUUUGCACCAAAGGCCGCCCCGAAGGCUGCUGGCGGCAUCACCACCUUCUCCGGAGAGGCCAACUUGUGUCCCCGAUGCAACAAGAAGGUGUAUUUUGCUGAGAAGGUGACUUCACUUGGUAAAGACUGGCAUCGACCGUGUCUGCGCUGUGAGAGGUGCAGCAAGACUCUGACUCCUGGCAGCCACGCAGAGCACGACAGCCAGCCCUACUGCCACAAGCCGUGCUACGCGGUCCUCUUCGGGCCCAAAGGCGUGAACACUGGUGGUGUUGGCAGCUACAUCUAUGAAAAGGAGCCCAGUGCAGUGACCCAGCCUUGAACCUUGUGCCCCCCCCCCGCCCCCAGCUUCAUCCCUCUUCUCUUCACUGCACCAACCAUCAACGGCAGUAUUAUUCGUGGGCCGUUCUUCUUCCUCCCACCUGUGCGCUCGUACCCGAGAGAACCAGAUCCUUUUUCUCCUCUAUUCUGUAAGCCGCUCCCAGCUGAUUUAGACCCACGAGGAACGAUCGAUACGUGUAUUCGCAGCGGGAGAGCCACAGCCAGCAUUCCCACAGCUUGUUACAAACCUUUUCUCCGUUUUUCUUUCUCCCCUGUUAACACAUUUCUAAAUGUAUGUGAACACAUUUAGAUGUUGUCAGUUGAAUACAAAGGUCUUUAUAUAUCAAUUUUGAACCCAGGAACCGCGCGACGGACUGUCUGUUUCAAGAAGAAGUUUGUUUAACAUUAAAUGUGAUCAGAGUGAUUGUCGAGUUCGGUAAGGUGCGUUGGCGGUUGAGGUGCAUUGUGGGUAUUGGUGCAGCAGGAGGAAUUGCCAUGAUGCUGCCUCCGGCACAGGUGGUGCUUAGGAGCACGGUGCCACACAUCUGUAUUUUGUAAAUGUCACAUUUACAUUUUGGCUGCUUGACAACAUUCCAAAUGUAAAAAAAAAAAAAAAAUCAGACAAAAAAACGUCCCGACAACAUAUUCUAAAGACACGGAAACAGAUUUUCAACACAACCAUAAGCCUGAACCAUAGAUGUUGUUUUACUUCUGAGCUUAUGUCGGUAACCUGUUUGAUUUUAAAACUAAGAUCAUCUGCUAGUAAAUAACACAAUCGCCUGUUUUUAAAGUGGGACAGAAUGUGGGUGCAGUCGUGCGAGCAGAGGACAGAAAUGCGUAUUUAUACCUUCCAAUCAAGCCCUUAAGUUACACAGCCGUCGUACCGUUACCCUCUCUGAUUAUGAAGGAGGUCAAACGAGGAGAUGUAAGCUGCAUAAACUUUACGAUCUAGACUUUUAUUGUUCAUUUCAAAUAAGUAACACUGCUGUUAUUUUAUUUUUUUUGCGAGAUGACGCACUAUUUGAAUUAUUUUAUUUCUUGUUGUUGACAUUAGCAGGAACACCUGCUUAGCUUGUAGAAACACUGCAGACAAGUCAUUCUGUAAGAAUGUGCCUCCUAGUUUUACUGUUACCCUGUUUGUUUGAUACCUGUAGUCGGGCUCCGUAGACACUGCAGGGCCCACCGUCUGUAACCGAAGCACUGCAUCCCUCUUUUUAAUCCCUUGAAUAAAACGAAACACUAGAUCUGUGUUGAUGCAA